AUGCGCCAUGCCCACCAUUUCGCAUCUCUUACUCCCCGUGCCGAACUCAUCGCCGUCUGUUCCCCGGUCCAAGCCGAACUAGACGCCGCAGCAAAAGAAUUCCCCGACGUCCACACCUACACCGACUAUGACCAAAUGCUAUUCAAAGAAGAAACCCUGCAAGCCGUCAUCGUCGCCAGCACCACAAUUGCACACGCUGAACAAGCCAUCAAAGCAAUCGAGCUAGGCCUGCACUCCGAAUCCGUCGUUGAUGCCUACAAGACCUCUUUAGAGUCGCACCCAAACCAGAAAGUUAUCUGUGGAUUCUCGAGGAGGUUCGACACAAGCUACCGCGACGCACACAAACGCAUAGUAAAUGGCAGUAUCGGCAGGCCCUCCGUCUUCCGUUCACAGACCUGCGAUAAGCUCAGUCCUAUUGACUUCUUCGUCAAGGACGCAGAAAGCUCGUGCGGAAUAUUCCUAGACUGUUCGAUUCACGAUAUUGAUUUGGCGCUUUGGUUCUUCGGCGAAGAGAGUAAUUUAAAGAGUGUUACGGCGGUCGGGAUUACAGCUGUGCAGCCUGAUUUGAGGAAGCCUCAUGAUCGGGACAAUGCGUUGGGAAUCAGUGAAUUUUACGGUGGAAAAAUGGCCCAACUCUACUGCUCGCGCAUGAUGGCGGCAGACCAGGAAUAUUGCACCGAGAUUCUUGGAACCGAGGGCAAGAUCGCAGUUGACACACAGCCGCAGCUGAAUCUGGUGAAUCUGUACGAGCCCGGUGGUAUCAGACGGGAGAUUCCGGCGGAUUUCUAUGAGCGGUUCAAGGAGGCCUUUGUAACGGAGGCGAAUGAGUUUACCGCUUCUUGCUUGGAUAACACGCCGGCGCCUUUGCAGCUGGACUCGGCGGUGAAGGCUGUUGCUAUUGCGUGUGCGUUGCAGGAGUCGUUGAUUACCGGAAAGAAGAUUGAAUUUGAUGAAAAUGGAAGACGGCUUGUGGGGUCCAAGUUGUAA
Molecule: messenger RNA, 987 nt
Organism: Penicillium maclennaniae
Lineage: Eukaryota; Fungi; Ascomycota; Eurotiomycetes; Eurotiales; Aspergillaceae
Product: Gfo/Idh/MocA family protein
Exons: 3
Coding region: 1-987 (328 amino acids)
Biological process (GO): NADPH regeneration
Cellular component (GO): cytoplasm
Molecular function (GO): nucleotide binding; oxidoreductase activity
Source: RefSeq, a predicted model, not a curated record